Melopsittacus undulatus (budgerigar) is the source of this 2911-nucleotide messenger RNA. RefSeq names its product coagulation factor XIII B chain. Bases 1 to 1878 code for a protein of 625 amino acids. The transcript has 11 exons. The record is from RefSeq and is a predicted model, not a curated record. Lineage: Eukaryota; Metazoa; Chordata; Aves; Psittaciformes; Psittaculidae. Gene Ontology annotation, biological process: blood coagulation.
AUGGAGACAGUAAUGAAGAUGAGAUUUAAAAGCUGGUUUUUCUUCCUAGUUAUGAUGUAUUCAGGCAAACUUCUUGCAGAAGAUAAGCCUUGUGAUUUGCCACAUAUCGAAAAUGGAAGGAUUGCCCAGUACUACUAUAAUUUCAAAAGUCACUAUUUCCCUAUGCGUAAAGGAAAAAAGCUUUCCUAUUCCUGUAUGGUUGGUUAUACAACUGAAGCUGGGACUCAAGAUGGAAGAAUAACUUGUACUGCAAAAGGCUGGUCUCCAGUGCCAUGCUGCUACAGAAAAUGUAACAAGCCUCUUCUGGAGAAUGGCGCUUUUUAUGGUACAGAAAUGUAUUUCAAAGUGCACGAGAAAGUGCAAUACAAAUGUAAUCCAGGCUACCACACUCCAAGUGGUGGAACUGAAGAUACAGUACAAUGUCAACCUGGAGGAUGGAUCUACCAGCCAAGCUGUACUAAAAAAUUUGAGUCAUGUCAAGUACCAAGUUUACACCAUGGCAAUUACCUCACAGCUCAGCAAGAGCUUCAGCUGAAUGAAACACUGCUAUACAAAUGUGAUGAGGGAUAUCGUACUGCAGGAGGAAACACUACAGAAGAAGCUGUGUGUCUAUCGCAUGGGUGGUCCCUUCCUCCAAAAUGCAGUAGAAUAACUUGUUCCUCUUUGAGUGCAAUAGCACAUGGGGAUUUUUAUCCUGUGAAGAAAAACUAUGAAGAGGGAGAUGUAGUUCAUUUUUAUUGUGAGGAAAAUUAUUCUGUUAAUGAAUUUGACCUAAUUCAAUGUUAUUAUUUUGGAUGGUAUCCAGACCCUCCAGUGUGUGAAGAUAUAAAAAAUAAAUGUCCUCCACCACCACUUCCUCCUCAUGCCCUUAUCAUCACAGAUAGAAGAACAUAUCAUAAUGGAGAUAAAGUUCGUAUACAGUGUCAAAGUACAUUUGAAAUAAGAGGAUCUGAAGAAAUCCAGUGUGAAAAAGGAAAAUGGACAUCACCCCCUAUUUGUAUUGCAACUACAGACAAAUUGGAAUCUGAGGCACCAUCAUUACUUGAGGCAGAUGCAGCAACAAAGACAAGCAAAACAUAUCACAAUGAAGAUAUGAAAACGCAGCAAGACUGUACCUCUCCGCCUGUGAUUAAAAAUGGUGCUGUUCUUGGUCCAUUAUUGACAAGUUACAAAAAUGGUUCCUCAAUAGAAUAUGGUUGUCAGCGUUAUCAUUUUUUGGAUGGACCUAGUACAGUUUACUGCCAACAAGGAAACUGGACAGAACCACCAGCUUGCUUCGAACCGUGUAUUCUUAAUAUAACUGAUAUGAACAGCAGCAACAUAGAGCUGAAAUGGAGACAAGAAGAAUUAAUUUUUCUUCAUGGAGAUCUUGUAGAGUUUGAAUGUAAACAGGGGUACGGUUUUCUCCAGACUACCCUUCUGUCUCCUGGGAGGACACAGUGUAGCCACGGCAGGCUGAAAUAUCCAAAAUGCAUUAUGCAAGCUCCUGCAGAAAAAUGUGACUCUCCACCUUCUAUUGCGAAUGGAGCUCUUACACUCCCACCCCUGACUCAAUAUGACAAUGGUUCUUCUGUUCAGUAUAGUUGCUCUGAGUAUCAUUUUUUGCAAGGAUCUGAGAAAAUCUACUGUUCUGAAGGACAAUGGACUUCACCACCAGUGUGUAUAGAGCCAUGUAUUUUGUCAAAAAGUGAAAUGGAGAAAAAUAAUGUACUACUGCAAGGGUUCUAUGAAAAUCAAGUUUACUUUUACCAUGGGGAUUACGUUGGUUUUUACUGUAAACAGAACCAUUUUGGAGCAGAAUCUGGUACAACAUUAUUUCAAGUGCAGUGUAAGAGAGGACAGCUGAUGUAUCCAAGGUGUGUUGAAAGAGAAAAAUAAAUAUGGGCUUCAGGAAAGCCUACAGGGAAGGUAUGUGCAUGUUCUUUAUCUGGUAUUAACACCUGAAUUAAAGUGGUCUUACAUUUUUAAGAUCACUACAGUCAGCUUUGAAAAAUGAGUGAUCAGUUGCAUUGUUGGGUCUGAGCUGAAGGGAAAGCGAAGUGAAAGGGCUUUGUGGUGUGAGGACAAGGAGUGCAGCAGAAGAAUGUAAUACUGGCAUAUGCAUAGAAAAUUUAGGAUGUAGGAGUUUCAUAAGGUUUACACCGACAAACCUGAAGAUGCAUCACCAUCUGGAGGGCCAGAGCAAAGCCACCACAAUGCUGAGCAAGUAGUGCCCUUUGUGAGGACAUUGACAAUUUUGACAGCAUGGAUGCUUUUGUGACUACAGAAUAUAGCUAACUUGAGACUUUGUGCCCUUCAAAUGGAUGUUGAACCCUAAUUUUACAGUGAGGCCUAUUAUUUUGUACAUCUUAACAGCACCCAUGUCUUCUUUCACAGGUAAGAACCCUCUAAUGGACAAGGCUUAAAGUACAAGAAUAAAAAAGCAAGUAUAAAAACAAAGUUUCAUUUAAGGGAUCUAUGAAACCAUUUAAAACCUAAAAUGUUCAACUUCUACUGAGUAGUUAAUUAUUAUUCUUAAAAAAGAUCAAGCAAGCAUCAUUUUGCUAAUUGAGAGCAUUUAAAUUAUGAAAAUAUCUAGUCCAACUACUUUGUAUGAUUUCCUAUGACACUUAAACAUUGGUACUCUUGGAACUUUGCCUGUGAAGGAAGAUAUGAAUAAAGUUCAGGAAUACAGACAUUUGCCUUGCAUCCAUUUUGUUAUGUUUUAAUAAAAACGUUGUUGUAAGGGUUUCUUCUGUAUUUUGUGUAAAAUCCAUCUUUCUCUGAUAUUAUUGCAUGUAUGCUGUUCUGUAUGGUUUUCCAAAGCUUUUGUGAGUGCUAGGUGAAUAGACCAAAAAUAAAUUCAAGCAUUCAAGAAAUGGAGAAGUUCUGCUUAUUUGAUCAAAAUCCAGCCAACCAUUUGGUGGGAGAA